AUGUCAUCUUACUUGGAGGUCCACCUGGGAAGCGGCGUUUUCGUCAAGCAGGAGCAGUGGGCAUGGCUGCUGUCGCGGCCGAAAGACUCCUUGUCCUGCAAGGAGGCCACGAAGCUCCUGUGGGGUAUCCCUGACCUUCGAAACAGGAGCCUCACAGGAACACCUUGCCGGCGCUUCGUGCGCCAGCAAGAGAAGCAGGCGCCACCGAGGAGGGCCCUGACACCACGAAAGCUGCAGGCUGUGGCUAAUGGCUUUGCCGAAUACGUGAGGCUGAAGCCAGCCGACGUCCCUGAGCCCGACCGGCUAAAAAAAAUGAAUCGGUCUAUGGCGGAAAUGCUGAAUGAUAUCAAUAAACCAUGA
Messenger RNA from Rhipicephalus sanguineus (brown dog tick), 360 nucleotides. Its product is annotated as BEN domain-containing protein 5-like. Lineage: Eukaryota; Metazoa; Arthropoda; Arachnida; Ixodida; Ixodidae. Bases 1 to 360 code for a protein of 119 amino acids. Gene Ontology annotation, molecular function: DNA binding. Gene Ontology annotation, biological process: negative regulation of DNA-templated transcription. The record is from RefSeq and is a predicted model, not a curated record. The transcript has 3 exons.